AUGGAGAGUGCGGACGUGGUGGAGCCGUUCCGUGCGGUGUUGUCGCACUUGACGCAGGGUGGUUCGUUGGUGCCGUUGUCGUCGGCGUCAAUGCCGGGGUCUUGGGAGGAGGCGCGGGAUGGGCGAGCUUGGAAUGCGUUGCGCCCUGUCAUGUUUGCGACGGAUAUUUCGGCGUCGGUUCGAGGGAGUGCUGUAAGUUGCUUGGGUGGCACGAAAGUGUCCGUUUCCGUAUUGGGUCCGUUACCACAACUGGCCUCGAACAUCGCCUUAAGUUCGGCCAUGGGCGGCUCAUCCAUGACUGGAGGCUCAGGUGCCGCAGCACCAUCUCGGCAGGACUUGGGACUGGAGGUCACGGUGAGUCUUGCCUUGGAGGCGGCCGGUGGUCGCGAACAUGUUGCCGGUCUCCUCGACCGUGCCCGACGCGUUGUGAAUGAGAGUGUAGAUGAGUCCAUUCGCGCCGACCAACGAAGUCAACGACUACCGCAGGCGCUUCUUGAAUGCCUCCGCUCCCUAGUCGACCAAAGCGCAUACGCUGGCAGCGCCAGUGUCCUCGCCGUCGCUGCCGUCGUCCUCGCUCAAGACGGUGAAGACAGCGUGCUUGUUUGUGCUAUCAACGCACUCGCACUCGCUCUCGCCCGCGCCAGAGUACACUGCCGAGGCGUCGCAGGCGCCGCAGCCGGCGCCAUCGUCACCUUCCCCAACGCGGGCGGUAACCCCAACGCGGGCGGUAACCCCAACGCGGGCGGUAACCCCCACGGGGGCUGUAACCCCGUGGUCUGCCUGGACCUCGGGGCACGCGAAAGACAGGCGCUCGACCAGGCCGGCGCCCGCAUCACCUCCCUAGUACUCGCGACCGUGCAGAAUACUCAAGACGUCCUCUACUUCAGCAUGCAAGGCAACGCGUGGAAAGAACCGCAUAACCAAAAACUACUCCGACUCACCUCCUCCGCUGCACAAGCCAUGGCCGAGCAAAUCAAAGCUUGCAUCGCAGGCACGGCUGAAUAA
Gregarina niphandrodes is the source of this 1005-nucleotide messenger RNA. RefSeq names its product 3' exoribonuclease family domain 1 protein. Gene Ontology annotation, biological process: nuclear mRNA surveillance; poly(A)-dependent snoRNA 3'-end processing; U4 snRNA 3'-end processing. Lineage: Eukaryota; Apicomplexa; Conoidasida; Eugregarinorida; Gregarinidae. The record is from RefSeq and is a predicted model, not a curated record. Bases 1 to 1005 code for a protein of 334 amino acids. Gene Ontology annotation, cellular component: nucleolus; nuclear exosome (RNase complex); cytoplasmic exosome (RNase complex). The transcript has a single exon.